AUGAAAGAAGCAAUUGUCAAGAAAGAUACCUCGGUCGAGAUCAUCGAUUCUCCCAUUCCCAAGCCAGGCCCAGGCGACGUCCUCAUCAAGGUUGUCAUCGCAGGUACCAACCCCAAGGACUGGAAGAUUCCCGUUUGGCUCGGCGAAGAUUCCAAUACCGGUGAUGACAUCGCCGGCAUCGUCGAAGCCGUAGGUGAAAAUGUCGUCGGCUUCCACAAAGGCGACCGCGUAGCCGCCUUCCACGAAAUGAGAACUCCCCACGGUGCGUUCGCAGAGUACGCGACUGCGCCAUACUACACAACCUUCCAUAUCCCCGACUCAGUAUCUUUCGAGGAGGCUGCGACCAUCCCUCUCGCCGCGUACACUUCUGUCUGCGCUUUGUUCCAGGAGCUUGAAUUCCCCGAGCCUUGGUCACCACUCGCCAAGACUGAGACCAAGCGGCCUCUUCUCAUUUACGGAGCCAGUACUGCUACCGGAGCUUACGGUAUCAAGCUAGCCGCUGCUGCUAAUGUCCAUCCGAUCAUCGCAGUUGGAAGCCAGCGCAGUGCAUUCAUCAAGCCAUUCCUUGACGAGAGCAAGGGAGAUGUGCUUGUUGACUACACAGCUUACAAGACUGAGGAAGAGCUAUUAAAGGCUAUUCAAGAGGCUUUCAAGCAAGGCGGCGCUCCAGACGGUCGAUGCUGGAAGGCCUUUGACAGUGUCUCGGAAGAUUCCACCGUUAGAACUGUUACAAAGGCCAUCGCUGGUCCUCCAGACUCAACUGGCCGUAAGCCAAAGAUGACCAAUAUCUUGAUGAAGAAAGAAGUUGAAGGUGCCGACCCCACUGUAGACAUCGUUUUCUCGAUGGUUGGCCAGGUUCAUGAUAAAGAUGAAAAGAGCAAGUUACUCGGGGUUGUAUGGGGCGCAGCGUUCGCUAGGGGUCUUCGAGAGGGUUGGUUCACAGCCCAUCCCUACGUCAUUGGUAAGAACGGUUUGGAAGGUCUCUCUGAGGGUCUGAAGGGUUUGAAGGAUGGCAAGACGAGAGCUCAGAAGUUCUUGACUGUCAUUGGUGAGACACCAGGAGUCAGCGCUUAG
Fusarium musae is the source of this 1074-nucleotide messenger RNA. RefSeq lists its product as uncharacterized. The record is from RefSeq and is a predicted model, not a curated record. The transcript is spliced from 2 exons. NCBI's taxonomy places the organism in Eukaryota, Fungi, Ascomycota, Sordariomycetes, Hypocreales, Nectriaceae. Gene Ontology annotation, molecular function: oxidoreductase activity, acting on NAD(P)H. The coding region runs from base 1 to 1074 and encodes 357 amino acids.